This is a messenger RNA of Sitodiplosis mosellana (orange wheat blossom midge), 3057 nucleotides long. RefSeq lists its product as uncharacterized. NCBI's taxonomy places the organism in Eukaryota, Metazoa, Arthropoda, Insecta, Diptera, Cecidomyiidae. The transcript is spliced from 2 exons. Gene Ontology annotation, molecular function: DNA helicase activity. Gene Ontology annotation, biological process: telomere maintenance; DNA repair. The record is from RefSeq and is a predicted model, not a curated record. The annotation marks the transcript as partial.
AUGUAUGCAAAAAUAGAAACAGAACGUCUUAAUUUCCUUAGAUUCAAUCAAGCCAAACUAAGAUCAGAAGAAUACAUCCAUUUGCGUGAUGCAGUUGUCAAUGAUGGCAAUGUUAAUGAUGUCGGACGUUUAACAAUAUUACCAUCGUCAUAUGUCGGCAGUCCGCGCCACAUGCACGAAUACACACAAGAUGCAAUGUCAUAUGUUCGCAAACAUGGUCGACCUGAUCUUUUUAUCACAUUUACCUGCAAUCCACAAUGGGCGGACAUCAAAAACAACUUAUUUGAUGGACAAACACCAACAGAUCGGCACGAUAUAACAUCACGUGUCUUCCGACAAAAAUUAAAAGCAAUGAUCGAACUGAUUGUCAAAUUGAAAAUAUUUGGAGAUGUUCGUUGCUGGAUGUAUUCGAUUGAGUGGCAGAAAAGAGGCCUACCGCAUGCACACAUUUUGAUAUGGUUAGUUAGAAAAAUUUCACCUGAUCAAAUGGAUAGCAUUAUAUCAGCUGAAAUACCAUCUGAAGUUGACGAUUCACGAUUGUAUGCCGUUGUCACGAAAAAUAUGAUUCACGGCCCUUGCGGUGAAUUUAACCCGAAUUCACCAUGUAUGAUUGACGGAAAAUGCUCAAAGCGGUUUCCAAGAGAAUUGAUUUCUGAGACGAUAACUGGCAAUGACGGAUACCCACUGUAUCGACGUCGGUCACCAAAUGAUAAUGGCCAUACAGCAACACUUAAAAUUCGAAACCGAGAUGUUACCGUCGACAAUCGUUGGGUAGUUCCAUAUUCACCGCUAUUGUCAAAUAUAUUUGAAGCUCACAUUAACGUUGAAUAUUGUAAUUCAGUGAAGUCGAUCAAAUAUAUUUGCAAAUAUGUCAACAAAGGCGGUGAUAUGGCUGUUUUUGGAGUAGCCAAUGACAUCAGAAAUGAUGAAAUUGCUCAAUAUCAAAUGGGACGCUACAUUAGCACUAAUGAAGCUUUUUGGAGAAUUUUUUCUUUUCCGAUGCAUGAGCGAUAUCCUGCUGUUGUUCAUUUGGCUGUUCAUUUGGAAAAUGGGCAGCGCGUUUAUUUCACGGAUGCGAAUGUAGUGCAAAGAGCAGCACAACCGCUAUCAACAACAUUGACUGCAUUCUUUCAAUUGUGCGAAAGUGAUGAUUUCGCCAAAACAUUGCUGUAUUCAGAUGUAACGCAUUAUUACACUUGGAUUUCGAAAAAAUGGCAACGACGUAAACAAGGGACACCAGUUGAUGGCCAUCCAGGUGUUUUUCAUGCAGAUACUAUGGGAAGACUAUAUACAGUUCAUCCAAACAAUGCAGAAUGUUAUUAUCUGCGAUUGUUGUUGAUAAAUGUUGUAGGACCAUGCUCAUUUCAACAUUUGCGAACAGUCAACGGUGAUUUAUGCCAGACAUAUCGCGAAGCAUGUGAGCGUUUGAAUUUGCUGGAAAAUGAUGCUCACUGGGAUUUGACUCUUCAGGAUGCGUCGAUUGCUUCCUCUCCACAUCAAAUACGUAUGUUAUUUGCCAUAAUAAUAUCAACAUGUUUUCCGUCGAAUCCGUUAGAAUUGUGGAAUAAAUAUAAAGAUUUUAUGGCAGAAGACUAUUUGAUUCGAUUGCGUCAUCGCACAGCAAAUCGUGAACUGCUAAUUUCAUUGGAAAUGUAUAAUGAAGCAUUAAUAGCAAUUGAAGAUUUGUGUCUUGCCAUUGCAAACAAAGCAUUACAACAAUUGGGUUUACCAUCACCCGACGGUCGAAUGCAUAACUUAUUUGAUCGAGAAUUACAGCGGGAACAACAGUACGAUCCUAAUGAAUUGCAAUCAUAUGUCAAUUCGAAUCUUCCCAAAUUGAAUGACGAACAAAAAAAUGUUUAUGAUACCAUCAUGCAAGCUGUACAAAAUGAGGCUGGUGGAUUGUAUUUUUUGGAUGCGCCUGGUGGUACUGGUAAAACAUUUGUUAUAUCACUGAUUUUGGCAGCUAUUCGAGCACAACAUAAAAUCGCAUUGGCGCUUGCUUCGUCUGGAAUUGCUGCUACAUUAUUGGAUGGUGGACGAACAGCACACUCUGCAUUAAAAUUGCCGUUGAAUGUGCAGGUUAUUGAGAAUCCAACAUGCAACAUUUCAAGAAAUUCAGCGAUGGCAAAAGUUUUGCAGCAAACAUCAAUUAUACUAUUGGAUGAAUGUACAAUGACGCAUAAAAAAUCACUGGAAGCAAUCAACCGUACAAUGCAAGAUUUGCGUGGCAAUGGACGAAUCUUUGGUGGUGCAUUGAUAUUAUUGUCAGGUGAUUUCCGACAAAUAUUACCCGUGGUUCCACGAUCUACACCGGCCGAUGAGAUCAAUGCAUGCUUAAAAUUUUCUUUUCUGUGGCGUCAUGUCCAACAAUUGACACUUAAAAAAAAUAUGCGAGUUCAUUUGCACAAUGAUCAAUCUGCAGAUCGGUUUUCAAAGCAAUUGUUGGAGAUCGGCAAUGGCAAAGUUCGAAUCGAUAACUCGAAUGGGUUGUUUACUUUACCGAAUGAUUUCUGCACAAUUUUACAAUCAAAAGAAGAUUUGAUUGCACGCGUAUUUACCAAUAUUGUUCAAAAUUACAAAAAUCAUGAUUGGUUAAAAGAACGCGCAAUACUGGCACCGAAAAACGUUCAUGUCAAUGCAAUCAACUUUCAAAUUCAAGAAAAAUUGCCAGGUGCAGUGGUAUCAUACAAAUCUGUUGAUAGCGCAAUGAACCAAGAUGAGGCAGUGAAUUACCCAAUUGAAUUUUUCAAUUCACUAGAACCAUCUGGUAUGCCACCGCAUCUUUUGAAUUUGAAAGUCGGCUCAGCAAUUAUUUUACUGCGAAAUCUAAAUGCGCCUAAAAUGUGUAAUGGCACAAGGCUGGCAGUGAGCAAAUUAAUGACAAAUUUGAUUGAAGCCACAAUAUUGACUGGCAAAGCAAAAGGUGAAAAGGUACUCAUUCCGCGUAUUCCACUGAUACCAACAGAUUUACCAUUUGAAUUCAAGCGUCUGCAAUUCCCAGUGCGCUUAUCAUUUGCUAUGUCCAUCAAUAAGGCGCAGGGACAAACGCUUCAA